UAAAAGAGAAAUAUGUUGUAUGCAUAACACCUAAUUAUUCCCUAGCAUAUCAUAUAAAAAAUCAUGCAGUAUAAAUACAAAAGAAUUGUUGUCAAGAAGAAGAGACCGAAAAAUAACCUCAUCAAUCCUUGAAAAUAUUGAUGAGAUGUACUUAAAUUUAACAGGUAAAUUGAAAAACAGACUGACGGCAAACUUAUAUAAAACGAAAGGUACAGAGGAAACUUAAUUUACAUUUCUAUCGCCACAAACGAGGGUAAAAGAACAGAAGAAACAUGUGUUUUUUUUUUUCUUUCUAAAAGGUAAUCAAAUUGGGCCUUAGGUCCUAGUUUCUACAUUGUUCUAUGAAACUCAAUAACCGAUACAGAUUCAAGAACAACCCAGAAAACGGUCGUCUUUCUCUCUCUCGGCAUCAACGACAGUGCCCUGAAACUUGGGCAACUACAAGGCCCUAACUAUAAAUAUCAUAAGUUCCUUACGUCCAAAGUAACAUUGCCUUUUUCUCUUUGCAUUAAGUCGCUCUACCUAGAUACUCUGAAAAAUGGUUCCUCCGACAGCUAUUGUUACUGACCCAAGCUACCCCGUUCUUCGGUAAUCUCUUUUUCAUUUUCAUUCAAAUUUAAUUUACUGGGUCUUUUUUUAAUCAAUGGGCUGUGAUUCUGUAAAACUUCUGAGUUUUAAGUUGAUAAAAUAUUUUGGUGAUUUUUAGACAAGUUGAUGUAUAUGUUUGGUUUGGGUUUAGCCUUUUUAAGGUUUUCGUCCAUCUUGAGUUACGCCUUUUGUUUCUUUUUGGCUCUUUCUAUCUCUUCAUUUUUGUGAUUUAGGUAUUUGAAUGAAUAUAUUUCAUAGUUAAAUGUGAGACUUUUAGUUUGCUAUAUUCUUAUGUGUUUUUGCUAAUGGGAAUUGACUGCUAAAUUUAUUGGAAAACCCUUUGGUUAUUUAAUCGGUCAGGACAUUCAUACAUGUUUGUUUCUUGUAUGCUUCUGAUCCUGCUUGAUAACAUGUUUGUACUCACCAGGUCUAAAGUUUUUAUUUUAGACCGACACAACCCGAGAUAUAAGUCCUCGGUUGUUGCAUUAAGCUCAAGUUUGCAGGCCAAUCCUAUGUUGUCAAGCAACAGUGGUUCACAGGGUUUCUUGUCUUCUACAGGCGCACGGUGUAAGGCACUUUCGGCCUUAUCAUCACCAUUUUUAGGCGAAGAUGACGAUGACUUGUGGCGUAAAACGAAUGUUUUACCUCUACGGUCGAGAUCUGUCUCUUUACCAAGAGCAUAUAAGGAUGACGUAUUCAAAUUUCGCUACCCUGUAAUAACGGAGAAGCCUGAAUGGUGGUUGAGGACUUUAGCCUGUGUUCCAUAUCUACUAGCUUUGCAGAUUUCCGAUGCCGGAUAUUUUCUUCAUCCCUUCCUAGAACAUUACGAAAUGUUCGAAAACUUGAUUUAUUUCGUCCCGGGAGCCAUAAAGAGAUUACCUCCAUGGUUCUCAAUGAUAUAUUACUACUUUGGAUAUAUUGGAAUUGUGAAGAACAAAGAUUGGCCUCAUUACAUUAGGUUCCAUCUCAUGAUGGGCAUGUUACUGGAGACCGCUUUGCAGUUAAUAUGGUAUACGAGCAACUUUCUUCCGCUCAUACACUAUAAUGGCUGUUUCGGGAUGCACUAUUGGGCCGGCAUCGGAUUCGCCUUUAUCCUCGUGUUGUUUGAAUGUGUUAGGUGUGCUCUUGGUGGCAGGUAUGCCCACAUCCCUUUUAUUAGUGAUGCGGCAUAUAUACAUACUGUGCUCAAUGUAGGAGGUUUUCAGAGACCAUUCUAGGGGCUCUUUAAUGGGUUUGGUUUUCAAAGGACAAAAGCAAUUGCUUAAGGUUUAUUUGAGGAGUUGUAGAGUUGUUAAGAGUAUUUUACUUUCACUUUUUAAGUAUUUUUUUAUAUGACUUUUAAAAACACUGUAAAAAUACUACAAAA
This is a messenger RNA of Gossypium arboreum, 1954 nucleotides long. Its product is annotated as protein TIC 20-IV, chloroplastic-like. Bases 960 to 1805 code for a protein of 281 amino acids. The record is from RefSeq and is a predicted model, not a curated record. NCBI's taxonomy places the organism in Eukaryota, Viridiplantae, Streptophyta, Magnoliopsida, Malvales, Malvaceae. The transcript is spliced from 2 exons.